Messenger RNA from Pseudo-nitzschia multistriata, 4585 nucleotides. The record is from the annotation of a GenBank genome assembly. Lineage: Eukaryota; Bacillariophyta; Bacillariophyceae; Bacillariales; Bacillariaceae.
GCGAAAGCACACAAUCGUUGCCUUCCGAUCUCGACCUCCCUGUGACACAACACCGGAACGAACCAGAAGUUUCGAACCACCCCGGUCGACAAAACAGCCAAAACCGCGGCAACCCUUUGGUGCCAGGAUUGGAGCCCAAAGUGACUUUGCUUUCCCACCGGAGAAACGAAUUCCGACGAAGUCCGAGACGAGACGAAAGCGUGCCCAGGGUCCGGCUUUCUUUUUCCAUCGAGGCCAAACAACGUUCAGACAGCGAAUCCCUGUCACACGUUCUUCGCUAGCUCACAAAACAAGCCGGAGUGACUUUUCCUUUCGAACUUUGAACCAAGAUGGUAGGUACUUCUGCGCAACUAGUUCGGGUUGGURCAAGCUAUGCACCAUCGGAUCUUGGACGCACCCGAACAAUGCUGCGGAGACAGGUGAACUAGCACCAACCAAGCCAUCCAUACACGCACUUUUCUAGCCACAGCAGCCAUAGCCUGCAAGACUCUUCGGGGUGGACGGCAACAAACGGUGGUUGAUUCGGUCAUGACGACUACGGGCCGUUUGCGAUUUGAACCAUUUUGUUUCUCACCUCUUUCUCGUUCUCUUUUCCUCCGUGCGAACACUCGGUCUUCGAACGAAUCGAAACGACGCAACAACCACCACCGCCACCACCACGAAAGCCUCAAACCAAGCGGCGAUUCGCGGACGACGAUCCGUCCGACGACGAGGUCGACGACUCGGAGGAGGAGGACUACCAGGUCCCGAUGCGCGGGGGAGGCAAGGGCUUUCGGAUGCCCGGCGGCAAGGGUAUGGGAAAGCAGCUCCGGUACGCCCCCCCUCCGGACGACGACGACAGCGACGACGACGAUAGCGACGACGAUGACGACGACGACAGCGACGAGGAGGAAGCACCCGCCCCCAUUCGUCCGGUCCAGCGAGGAGGAGGCAAGGCCCUGAUGCGGCCUUCCGGAGGCAAGCAGCUUCGACCCCCGUAAGUACACCGCAGCGCGGUGCGAUGCGAUGCGAUGCAUCGCGAAACGCCAACCUUUUGUUUGUUGUGGGAGACGCUUUCCGCUCUCCGUUUCGAUGGAAACCACAAAUCUCACAACGCGCUCUCGCCUAUCCCCCGUGCCCCGAUCUGGUAUCGCCGCAAAAGGCCCCAAGACGACGACAGCGACGACGACGACGAGGAACUGGAAGACGACGACGACGAUGACGACGACGACGASGAGGRAGAAGCGCCGGAGCCCAUCCGCCCGGUCUACCGCGGGGGAGGAAAGGCCCUGGCGCGGAUGAGACCCCCGUCGGACGACGAGGACGACAGCGACGAUGACGAGGAAGAAGCCGAACCACCGCCCCAGGCACCCGUCCCGCGGGGAGGAGGAAAACAGCUCCGACCCCCGCCUYCCAGCGGUGGCGGCAAACAGCUGCGCCGGCCGGUAGAGAGCGACGAGGAAGACGAGGACGAGGARGAGCAGCAACCCACGCGGAUCAUGCCGGGAAGGGGUGGCGGGAAGCAGUUCCGACCUCCCCCCAGCAGCGGAAAGCAACUCCGCCGGCUGCAGGACAGCGACGACGAUGACGACGACGACGAAGACGACGAAGAGGACGAGAAACCGGUCCAACCCGUCCGUCCGGUUCAGAGGAGUGGAGGAAAAGUAUUCAUGGGGGGAGGCAAGAGCUUGCGUGCCCCCAUACAAGACGACGAUGACGAUGACGACGACGACGACGACGAUGAUGAUGACGAGAACGACCAGAUGAUGACCGCUGCUGCUCCCGAUGAGGAAGAUCCCGAAGACGAGGAAGAGGAAGAGAAGAAGCCUGCCGCCAAAGGAGCCGACAAAGGCAAAGAAAAGGAAGACGACGGCGAAGACGACAUGGACGUGGAUUCCGACGAUGACGACGACGAGGAAGAGUUCCAGGCCGAGUAAGUUACAAYACCUGGAUUGUUUUUCGUGSAGUCUCGUCCGAGAAUACCAUUUCUCGGGYCGAGUCACGGAAACUACGGAAUGAUUCCGUGCYUCCCCACCGACUCUCUUGCUCACUCACCCGAUCUCCAAUUUCCUCUACUGCUUUGCCCACACAGAACCGAGCCCAAAAAGACGGGGCGUCCGACCCGGCGAGCCGCUUCCCAGAAGGCGGCACCCGAGCCCGACGACAUGGAUGAGUCCGACGACGAAAGCAGCGAGGAAGAAUUCGACAUGGACAUGGAAACCCUGGACCAGACCCAGCUGAUCAAGGACGAGGGGGACAGAAAGUAUCUCGAGUCUCUGCCCGAGAUCGAGCGCGAGGCCAUUCUUGCCGAGCGUUUCGAACAGCGCAAGAACGAGCACGACAUGAGGAAAGCCCUCCGGGAGACGAAGCGAAAAGAGCGGGAGGAAAAGAAGGCACUGGACCAGAAGAACGACAAAAAGCGGAAGGCACCCGCUUCCGCCAAGAAGUCCAAGAAGAGCAAAGACGAGGCGACGUCGAAGGAUGCGGAGGUCGCACAGGCCCUCGCCACCUCUUCUCGGCGAUCUUCUACCAGAGAUCGCGAUGCUACUGGGAAGAAAGACUCGAAGGCCAAGGCCCUGGCAGCACUCCGUGAAGUAAGUACGACGUUGAAUUCUUGUUUUGUUUCGUCCUUUUAUUUUUUCAUCGUCACCAAAGCUUCAUUUGCACUUACCAAUUGGCUUUGUCAACUCUUUCACAGGAGCGCAAGAAGGUCGUAGCAAAAGAGUCUUCGGAGGACGAGUCUGACUUUGGGGAAGACGAUUCYGACGACGAUUCCGACGACGAUUACGAGGAAACACUUGCACCAUGGCAAAAGAAAGCGCAAGAGACAAGGGCGAAGAAGAAAACAAAAUCACAGCUCGAUCAGUACAAAGACGAAGACGAGGACGACGAGUUCGAAGAAACYCGGAAGCCGACGUCCACGAAGGUUGUCAAACCAGCCGAACUCGACGACUAUUUGCUGGUUACUAUUUCGAGAAUGAGGCUGGGUGAAUGGUGCAACGAGCCUUACUUUGAAAAGGCGGUCUUGAAUUGUUUUGUCAAACUAUUUAUCGGAGAGAACGACGAAGGAAAGCGAUGUUAUCGYCUUUGCCGCAUUGUCGCAGUCGAUAAAUCGAAGCAGCCGUAUUCGCUGCCCAAAACGAAAAAGAAGAAACCGGUCACGACCGACAAGAUGCUCAAGCUUGACUUUGCUGGAACCAGAAAGGUAUUUCCAUUGAGAUUGAUCUCUGAUAAUAAGGUAACGCAAGCUGAUGUGACCCAAUACGAGGCGGCAAUGAAGACUGCUCGAAAACAAGAUGAAUUGCUCGGUAAACUAGAAGCCAAUAAGCUUCGACGAAAACGAGACGAGCUUAUUGACAACUUUACGUAUACCACCGAAGACAUCGAGAGAAAGCUGAAAGAGAAAAAGAUGAAGGGUCCGUCUACUACCAAUCUCGGUUUGGAACAAACUCGUGYAGCGAAUGCUAUCCAGGCAGCACGGGGCGCUUUGCAAGAYGCCAAGGCUMGAUUAGAGGAUGCGAAAGGAGGUGCAGAAAUCCAGGAUGCAAAAGAGGAAGUGAAACUUGCCGAGGAAAACCUCGAAAUCAGAUUGGAGCAAGAGAAAAUGAUUUUGAAGAAAGUCAAGUGGCGUCGAGAACGGAACAAAAACAGGUCGAACAACUGGGUGGACGUGAACGAAAGGGCGAACAAAAUGAAUCGUUUGGCAGAUGUAGGUUUGGACAAAGCCAAGAACAAAGCCGCGGCAAAGAGUCCCUCUGGCACUGUCGCGUUUAACCCGUACGCACGCCGUAAGGUGAAACCUAAGAAUUUGUGGCAAGUAGGACAAGGAGACGAGAAAAAGGAGAACGACGAGAAGAACGAAACCGAGGAACCCCCGACCACAAAGGACGGGGCGGGGCAAAGCAACGGAGAYCUCAAUUCGAGUUCAACUCCUCCUCUUGUUCAAGAGCAACAAGGGAAAGCAGCAGCUUUGAGCCAAUCGCAUCAGUUUGCUAUUGAUGAGGAGACGUURGCACAGACAUCAUUUCUUAGUGGUAUUGGGGGUCUCGCAUCGAAGAAAAAAGCAAAGAAGCGGGUUAGGAAGGGUCUGAGCCUAGCUGAAUACCUGGAAGAAAAGGCUGCUGGGACGCUCUAAUGCAGAUUGAUUUGUUGAAUGAUUUGUUCGACCUMUCUAAUWAUACAUCACAUUACUUGUAUGAUUUUACUAGUAGAAAGGCGUGAGCUGAAAAAGCAUAUGAAUUUUGAAAACUGUAAACGCUCGUUCACWUGACAUUAAUAUAAUGCUCGUCGGAUAUAUGACUGCAAGAAAUUGUCCGUCGAAAACCAAAGAAAAUCUUAAAGAUUCAUUGUAGCGACGACUCCAACUGCUAGUGACAAAACGAAGGACAACUUGUUUUCACUGGCUGCAGAGUUGAUAGAGCUCUCGACAGCAUUGACUUCUGSCGAUGGACUGACACCGGAGACCGCAACUCUGACGUUUUGCCCAGAUUCACACCUUCUGCCAACGUCCGUAGCAAAAAACAGCUCAUUUCCUGCGUCCUCAGCUGUAAACGUAUAAGAGGCCCCAGAUGCAUAUCCUACUAGUAUGGCGCCCUUUUCAUCACAA